AUGACCCGCCAAACUGAACCUGGAAAGUCAUCCUCCCCAGUGUGUUGGAGGAGAGUCAUCCUCACCAGUGUGUUGGAGGAGAGUCAUCCUCACCAGUGUGUUGGAGGAGAGUCAUCCUCACCAGUGUGUCGGAGGAGAGUCAUCCUCACCAGUGUGUCAGAGGAGAGUCAUCCUCACCAGUGUGUCGGAGGAGAGUCAUCCUCACCAGUGUGUCAGAGGAGAGUCAUCCUCACCAGUGUGUCGGAGGAGAGUCAUCCUCACCAGUGUGUCAGAGGAGAGUCAUCCUCACCAGUGUGUCGGAGGAGAGUCAUCCUCACCAGUGUGUCGGAGGAGAGUCAUCCUCACCAGUGUGUCGGAGGAGAGUCAUCCUCACCAGUGUGUCAGAGGAGAGUCAUCCUCACCAGUGUGUCGGAGGAGAGUCAUCCUCACCAGUGUGUCGGAGGACAGUCAUCCUCACCAGUGUUUCAGAGGAGAGUCAUCCUCACCAGUGUGUCGGAGGACAGUCAUCCUCACCAGUGUGUCAGAGGAGAGUCAUCCUCACCAGUGUGUCAGAGGAGAGUCAUCCUCACCAGUGUGUCGGAGGAGAGUCAUCCUCACCAGUGUGUCGGAGGAGAGUCAUCCUCACCAGUGUGUCGGAGGAGAGUCAUCCUCACCACAGACCCAGCUACAACCGGUGCUAACUCUCCCACAGCUUCAUGCCGUCCUGCCCAACAGAGCUGCAUGCCGUCCUGCCCAACAGAGUCCUGCCCAACAGAGCUGCAUGCCCGUCCUGCCCAACAGAGCUGCAUGCCUGUCCUGCCCAACAGAGCUGCAUGCCGUCCUGCCCAACAGAGGUGCAUGCCCGUCCUGCCCAAGAGAGCUGCAUGCCGUCCUGCCCAACAGAGCUGCAUGACCGUCCUGCCCAACAGAGCUGCAUGCCAGGCCUGCCCAACAGACCUGCAUGCCCGUCCUGCCCAACAGAGCUGCAUGCCGUCCUGCCAACAGAGCUGCAUGCCGUCCUGCCCAACAGAGCUGCAUGCCCGUCCUGCCCAACAGAGCUGCAUGCCGUCCUGA
Molecule: messenger RNA, 1053 nt
Organism: Oncorhynchus mykiss (rainbow trout)
Lineage: Eukaryota; Metazoa; Chordata; Actinopteri; Salmoniformes; Salmonidae
Source: RefSeq, a predicted model, not a curated record